AGAAGAAGAAGGCCCAAACAAACCCUGCGCGAGGCCGCAGGACCCCGGGAGAAAUAUAAAACUACACAUUCAAACCUUUGUCCGCGAUACAAAAUGGACGAGGAACAAACGGCUGGCUACAGGGAGCCCUGUGCUGUGUGUUCGGCGGUGGAUUGGGGAGUUUCAGACGAAGGUCGUUUCUACUGCAGGUCCUGUCACAACGUCAUCGAGAGAACCAGAGAGGUGGUGGACCCGACCUUCACCCUCGGCUCCGCCAGGAUCUCCACCAUCGGCCGGGGAACCAGAACCAAGAGGCCCGAGCGCGGCCGCCAGUGGGUGGUGUGUGAGGGCUUCCAGUUCAUCCUGAGGAACCAGGCCGAUGCGCUGCUGUCUCUGGGAGUCAGCCCCCGGUUCAAGGACCAGGUGCUGAGUCACCUGUGGAGAAUCUACCUGCAGAAGAGCCGCCAGGCCUACACCAGCAACCCCAUGAGGACGGCCCGGUUCAGGGUGCGAGCUCCGGGCUCUGACUCUGACAGCGCCGCCGAGGCGUCCGUCCUCUCGGCCAGCGAGACGGACGCAGACACCAAUGCCUCCAGCGCCGCCGGCUCCACCGCAGGGAGCUCCUCUGAUUGGUCGCCGUGUUCGGGCUCUCUGGACGCCGCCCACUACCUGACGGAUCGCCUGAGGAGGAGCCGACACGAUCUGAUGAGCAUGAAGAAGACUCUGGCCCUGAUCCACCUGGCCCUGGUCUGGACCGAGGAGCCGCUGACGCUCAGCGACCUGCUCAGGCUGGUGAAUGAAGGUCACGUCCCGUACCUGAACGCUUACGAGGAGCUUCCUGACGAGAUGAGGCUGGAAGGAAAAGACGCUCUCAUCUUCAGAGUGGAGAGCAUCCCUCCCCACCGGGUGGUGCACCGCGAUGCUCGCGCUCUCAUCCUGUUCCUGCAGCUUCCUGCUUUUCCUCCAAUCAGCCGGCAGAGUCUGUUGCACCCGUCUGCGCUCAGCCUGCGCUACCUGAUGGACGCCAAUCUGCCCGACGAGCUCCACCCGUGGGUGUGCAGGCUGAUGGAGCGCGCUGGUCUGGCGUCUCCAGCGCGCCUCACCUUUCACCGCCGCGUCUUCCCCUUCCUGCCGCGGUACGAUGUGCAGGCCGCCGCCCUCGUCAUCGUCACCAUGAAGCUGCUCUUCGGCCUGGACGACCACACCGAAUGGGACCUGUCCAGCGAGGCCGGAGACCAGGACGCCUCCAGAGACCUGUUCAGCCUGAGGAGGUGGUUCAGGGUGGUGCAGUCUCGCCCGAGUCUCUGCAGUCGCAGCAGAGGAGAGACCAGGAUCGCGGAGCAGGUGCAGCUCUGCUUUGAGAAGCUCUCCUCCCGGCCGGCCGGCAGCGAGCUCGGCCCGUCCAGCUUCAGGUUCUGCUGGGGGGGCGGAGCCUCCGACGGACCCAGCCUGCACCACCAGAGGCUGGACGGGGUCCUGAGCCUGAGAGACCACGCCCCCUCCAACGCCUCCUACUGGCACCCAGCGGUCAGAGCCUCCCAGAUGUGCUCCCGGCUGUUCGUGGAGGUGGAGGCGUCGCUGCCCCGGAGCUUCGUCUGGCUGCUCCAGCUUUUCUGCUUCCUGCUGGACGUGAAGCCGGCCUACCUGAUGGAGGAGGUGCUGAGGGUGGAGACCAGAUUCAUCAACAAGGCCAGGAGGACCAGGACCAAGUCCAAGACCAAGUCCAAGACCAAGUCCAAGACCAAGUCCAAGACCAAGUCCAAGUCCAAGACCAGGACCAGGACCAGCGCCCAGAGAGGACGGGCAGCUGGAGAGACGAGAUGA
Molecule: messenger RNA, 1803 nt
Organism: Pseudoliparis swirei
Lineage: Eukaryota; Metazoa; Chordata; Actinopteri; Perciformes; Liparidae
Gene: taf1b
Product: TATA box binding protein (Tbp)-associated factor, RNA polymerase I, B
Biological process (GO): nucleolar large rRNA transcription by RNA polymerase I; RNA polymerase I preinitiation complex assembly
Cellular component (GO): RNA polymerase transcription factor SL1 complex; RNA polymerase I core factor complex
Molecular function (GO): RNA polymerase I core promoter sequence-specific DNA binding
Source: RefSeq, a predicted model, not a curated record